AUGGCUAUGCGCACACUUGAGAACGAUAUAAACCAGGCCAUCGAGGCAAAAAAGAUUGCUGGAUGUGUACUUCUAGCCGCUUCUCGUGAUGAUAGAUGCAACUAUAGCAAAGCCUUUGGUCGGCGGUCCAUGGAAGCCGAUUCACAGGCUUUGCGAACCACAGAUAUCUUUGCUCUGAUAUCUUGUGGUAAGCUUCUUGUAUCGAUUGCGACACUUCAACUUGUCGAGCGCAAAUUUAUAUCCCUCGACACCGAUGUUGGUACUCUGAUACCCGAAUUGGCGUCCCAGUCUAUUCUUACUGCAUUUACACAUGAAGGACUCCCUGUGCAACAGAAGCGAGGAAAACCGAUUCGGGUACGACAUCUUCUUACCCAUGCGGUUGGUUUGCCAUAUUUCGACCCUUUAUUGCUUCAAUACUUCGAGAGCCAGGGGAUAACACCCAUGCAGCAGACCACAGUGAUCCAGCGAUUUGCCGUGCCACUGCUAGCUGAGGUUGGAGCAAGUUUUCACUACGGCUCUUCCUUUGAUUGGCUGGGUAGGAUCAUUGAGAUUUUUACUGGAGUCUCUCUCGAUACUUAUGUCCGGAACAACAUCUGUAACCCUCUUGACAUCAAAGACAUCUUCUUCUCCAUCCAGAAUCUGGAUCAAGUGCAAGAGAGACUUGUGUCUACCUCAAUGCUGGCAGAAGGUGGCGUAAUGAAACCCAAUACGCAAGGCUCCAUUAACGAUAUCAUCACCGAAUGUUUUGGUGGGCAAAGCGGACACGCAAAUCUUGAGAGUCUUCUCACAGUUCUGAAGUCCCUUACCGCCAAUGACGGGAGAUUGUUGCAGCAGGACACGGUCGAUAUGAUGUUCCAGCCCCAGCUUGGCGAAGAAAGUAAACUGGCAUUGAGCAAGCAAAUCAAGGAGAGAUCGGGGCUGGUUCACUUGUUCACUGAUCUAGAAGAUGGCGACUAUGACUGGAACUUUGCCGGAAGGGUUAGACUACAAGAUGGUAAGCCCGACUUUACAGACUGGUUUGGAAUGAUGAAUACACACUGGUUCAUAGAUCAUAAGCGUGGUAUCUGUGGUAUCUUUGGUACUCAGUCCUUGCCUAUGGGCGAGCCUGAAUCUAUGGAGCUGUGCCGUAGAUGGGUGCAACAGACGACCAGCCAGUGA
Molecule: messenger RNA, 1158 nt
Organism: Aureobasidium melanogenum CBS 110374
Lineage: Eukaryota; Fungi; Ascomycota; Dothideomycetes; Dothideales; Saccotheciaceae
Product: beta-lactamase
Exons: 3
Coding region: 1-1158 (385 amino acids)
Source: RefSeq, a predicted model, not a curated record